This is a messenger RNA of Cottoperca gobio, 3615 nucleotides long. RefSeq names its product phosphatase, orphan 2 (gene phospho2). The record is from RefSeq and is a predicted model, not a curated record. Lineage: Eukaryota; Metazoa; Chordata; Actinopteri; Perciformes; Bovichtidae. Bases 76 to 807 code for a protein of 243 amino acids. Gene Ontology annotation, molecular function: phosphatase activity. The transcript has 4 exons.
ACAUCUUGUAAUACGACAACAAGACGAAGAGGAAGACGGAACCGUGCACUAAUGUCAAAUAGGCUGAGGUGAAAAAUGAAGACUCUGAUGGUGUUUGAUUUUGACCACACUGUGGUCGAUGACAACAGUGACACUUGGGUGAUUAGAUGCCUUCCAGGUCAGACGCUUCCUGACUCUGUGAAGAAUUCCUACAGAAAAGGCCACUGGACAGAGUUCAUGGGCAGAGUGAUGAACUACAUAGGAGAGCAGAAGGUCAGCCCCGACAGGGUCCGCAGUGUUAUGGAGACCAUUCCCUUCACAGCUGGAAUGACGGACUUGCUGACAUUCAUAUCUGAGCAUAAAAGCACCAUUGACUGCAUAGUCAUCUCUGACUCCAACACCAUGUUUAUAGACUGGAUCCUCCACGCAUCCGGAUUCCACGCAGCCGUCGAUCAGGUUUUCACCAACCCGGCUAAGUUCAACGAGCUGGGCUACAUGGAGGUGCAGUGCUGCCACUCUCACAACUGCGACCAAUGCCCCGUCAACCUCUGCAAGAGAAAAGUCCUGGAGCUGUAUCUGUCAGAGCAGUCCGAUAGAGGUGUGGAGUACGAGCAAAUAUUUUACGCGGGGGACGGUGGGAAUGAUCUCUGCCCCACUUCCUGUCUGAGAGGGAAUGAUGUUGUGAUGCCCAGGAAGGGGUACACCCUGGAGAAACUGCUGGCCAAACUGGAGGAUCCGGACGAUAACGCUUCUCUCAGAGCUAAAGUCAUUGCCUGGAGCAGUGGGACUGACAUCCUCCAGGAACUGAAAGCAAGUAUGCAGUUUUAGUCUGAGCCAUGGAGUACGAUGCUUGAUCGAAUCCUCAGUUGUAACUGAAAUAUUGCACUAAUGGAAAAUAUUGAGUGUGUACUGUAGAGGGCACAUGCUGCUCCCCUUAAUUGUUUUUGUCACACUGUCAAGACAGUAUUUAUCAUUUUUAAAGUACAGUUUUGUUAGUAAAAUUAUUUUAAUUAAGGUACAAAUCCUUUAAUUUGUAUAUUGUCUGUUGAAAACAGUAACAGCGCUCUGGAAGGUUGGACUCUCAGUUUUUAUGACAGAUUUGCCUUUUAUUCAGAGGUUGAGGUGGGAAUUGGAGGCAUUGGUGCCCUAAAUCAAUACAAAAACAAAGUUUACAUUGAACUAAAAUGUAGGGAUCAAGGUUUACAAAAAAAAACCCUGGACGAGACGGCAGAUUGACUCGCAACUCAGUAUGUAUACAACAUUACGUUCCCAUAAAAAUUAACUGCAUUCUCAAUUUUAUCUCGGAAUACUCUCGGAGUUAUAAACAAGUAAUUAAUAUUGUACAUUGAAAAAACAACAACAAACUACUGUUCAGGCGACACACCUACUUGGUUAGGUUUAAUAAGAUAUCCUGGUUUGGUUUACAAUUACUACGUUUGUUACGUUAUUUUACAUCCGUAACUUAAAUAACGUAACGUUGAGUUUUGGACUCAAACAGCAUUUGCUGGACUAUCCCAUCCACCCCGCCCUCCUCCACACGUGGACUUUGAUUAGAAACGUGUUUGCGAGGCGUUAAAAACAAACGGACUCUGGGAGAAAAUAAGUUUCCCUCGAAAUGCCGUUUUGUCCUAGGCAACAUUUUGGGAAAUACGUUUACUUGCUUCAUUUAGUUCCAACCAAUUAGAUAUCAUGUGUUAAUUAGUUAUAUAUAAACAAACACGAACAAAACAGUGUUAUUUAGUUUUACUGGUGCUGGUGGAGCAGCGCUAGCCGUUUCUCCCCGCUCUCAGUCUUCGUGCUAAGCUAAUCAAUCUCCAUAUUUGAAUGACAGACAUGAUAAUAACUUAUCUUAGCAUGUAGAUAACACUGGAGAAACCAGCCAGAGUAAACUAGGUUAAAAUAAUGAUCCAACCAAAACACCCACCCUAAUGUUGUAAUAUUUCCCAAUGGUAGUAGCGAGCAAGACUCGCUCCGUAGGUCGCUAAAUGGAGCGAGACAGUCGGCAAAUUGGCAACAGUGACAACAUAUCGCUUAAAUCCUGCCAUCAAAGCCACUCUCCCAAAAUGAUCAUCAUGAACGUAAACAAUGAAGAUGACUAUUGGAGAGAGGUAGCACGCGCAGCUGUCAAGCUAGCAGCUUGUGGAGGCUCCGGAGCGCAUGGGCAGAGUGCGCGCAGGUAGACAGACAGGCAGUAGAUAGACAGGCAGGUAGAUAGACAGGCAGUAGAUAGACAGGCAGGUAGAUAGACAGGCAGGUAGAUGGACAGGCAGUAGAUAGACAGGCAGGUAGAUAGACAGGCAGUAGAUGGACAGGCAGUAGAUAGACAGGCAGGUAGAUAGACAGGCAGGUAGAUAGACAGGCAGGUAGAUGGACAGGCAGGUAGAUAGACAGGCAGUAGAUGGAUGGUCGCAUAUCUUCGCGCAGAAUGAAAUGAUUGGACGGAUUUAUAACAGAAUAUAAAAAAUAACAAUAAUGUUUUUCUGUAUUUGAUUUAUUGGUUUGCUGUCGGGAUGUAAAAAAAAAAAAAGUUUGUACAUUACAUUCCCCCCCUAGCUUUAAGCCCAGCUGUCAACAGUUGUUGUUACACUUUCCAACCACACUGAAACACAAUAUUUAAGAGUUUAUAAAUAUCAGCCUCUGCAAAGCACUUCAGCGUACUUAUUUACUUUUAAAAACACUAUGAAACAUACAAAUGCACUGACUUGACCAUAUAUUGAAUUGAAACAGGCCUGCUCUUACCGCAGAUGUUCGGACGUGUCAUAGUAAGAAACACAACUCUGUUCUGUGUUCGUGUCCUAAUGAGUCUUAUCAGUGUGACAGUCAGUGCACCAGGACACUGGAGCAGAUGCAUGGAAUCUUCAUUGUAUCAUUUACACCUGUGCUUUUCCUAGUGCGACAUGUCAAAAUGUCUUCAGUGAGAAAGGCAUAUUGUAGUAUAAUAACUAUAACUUGAGAUCAGGGCCAGUAUAGCCAGCAUUUUGAAUGUAACACCUCUACAUUAUCUUACCUCAGCGACCCUAUAUGCUAUUAAAAUUUAAUAAAUGUGCCAAAUACAUUGUUCAUAAUAUGUCAAAGUUGUCUAAUGUUACUUAAUCUUACAACUGAAAAUAUAACAUCACUUAUAAUAAGAAUUUGAUUUGAUUUUAAGAUCAUACAGUAAGAGAACACACACAUAACACACACAUAACAAUGCAUUUCUGUGCUGUGAACAUCUGCCCUUCUGGGAGUUUUACACGUGGUUUGUUCUACAUGUCAAGCUGUCUUGAUUGUUUAAAGCAGGUUUGGAUGAACCUGAUCAUGUUAACUCUGUUGGCUCUGUUGAAGGACAUAAACCUCAACUAAGUUUACGCCUAAUGAACAAAAAGUCCAGGUCUCAGAACAGCUGUUUUUACAUCCAUCCAUGCUUCACACAUCGAAGGCUUGAUUCAGUAAUAUUAUAACGAUGACACUUCUUAAUUAUGGGACUUAUAUAGUGAGGAUCCUGGAUAGAGUAUUGUGUUUCCAACUUAAAUGUUCAUGGAAACAUGCGUUGAGAGAUUUAGGUUGACACUGUCAUAAAGCAACAUGUGAAAUGUGAUUUGUUUCUUCUUAAUCUUGUGAUUCUUAUGAUGCAAUUAAAACCAGAAACCUCUUGGA